AAAACACGAAUCGCUUUUGAGUUAGGAGUUGAUGAUGCAAAGGCAAACGCAAACGCAAAAGCUGAAGUGAACCGCAACAAAGAAGAAGAAGAAGAAGAAUGAGUGGUAUAGCAUUGACACCCGCAGCUUACAAUCCCGUUAUCCCAUCUUCAUCUUGUUCGUUAAAAUAUCAGAAAAGUUUCAGAGUCAAAACGAGAGUCUCACUUAACAACGCAAUAUCAAUCUCUUCUGACCCCUUCGUUCUCGAACUUGCCGAAGCUUUAGAAGACUCCGUCGCCACACCAAAAACUCUUCAGAAGCUGAGACAAAGUUCAUCACACUCACUCCUCUCAACUCCAUGGCCAUCACGAAAAGACGAACCCUUCCGUUUCACUGACCUCUCCAUCCUCCGCUCUUCUCAAAUCCUCCCCGCCAAAACCCCAACCAUUACCGACGCCCACAUCACCGUUCCUCCUGAUUCUCAAUUCCCCUGCCACGUCACCAUUAUCGAUGGCCACUUCGUAAACUCAAUGUCCAACGUUACGGAGAUUCCCGAUGGGGUUUACGUUGGUAGCUUAUCGAAUUUGGAUCCUACGGUAGCUGAUAGGGUUUCGGAAUUGGUGUCUGGAUUCGACGGUGGUGAUUUGUUUUGGUCAAUCAACGGUAUGGGUGCUCCUGAUUUAACGGUGGUUUAUGUACCGGAGGGUUGCCGUGUUGUUCAAAGUCCGAUUCAUUUGAGUUAUUUAUCGUCGCAGGGUAGUAAGGAAGGUUCGAAUGAUUUGAUAGUUUCGAAUCCGAGGGUUUUGGUGGUGGUGGAGAAAGGUGGAGAAGUUGAUAUAAUUGAAGAGUUUUCGAAUGUGGAAGGGAAUGAGAAUGAGUGUUAUUGGAGUAAUGCUGCUUUGGAAGUUGUGAUUGGGGAAGGUGGUAAGGUUCGACAUUCGUAUAUUCAGACUCAGUCUUCACUUUCUGCACACAUCAAAUGGACAUCGGUUCGACAGGAAUCAUCUAGUACAUACGAGCUUACAGAGGUAAGCGCAGGAGGCAAACUGGGAAGGCACAAUCUUCAUAUUAAGCAACUAGGUCCAGACACGGUGACAGAGUUAUCAACUUUGCACUUGUCUGUUGGUAAUCAAACACAGGAUCUUCACAGUAGUCUUGUAUUGGAUCAUCCAAGGGGCUAUUCCCGUCAGCUUCAUAAGUGCAUUGUUGCUCAUUCACAGGGACAAGCAGUUUUUGACGGAAACGUCAAGGUCAACAGGUAUGCUCAGCAGACAGAUGCAGGACAGUUAACAAGAAGCCUUCUUCUUGAACCUCGUGCAACUGUAAAUGUUAAACCAAAUCUCCAAAUCAUCGCUGAUGAUGUCAAGUGUUCCCAUGGAGCUGCAAUAAGUGACCUGGAACAAAGCCAACUCCUGUAUUUCCAAGCACGCGGCAUUGAUUCAGAAACAGCUAGAAGGGUUUUAAUUUUUGCCUUUGGAGGGGAAGUGAUAGACAAGUUUCCGUAUUCUUCCAUUAGAGAUAGAGUACGAAGUCAGAUUAAAAGUUUAUUGGACCCAUCUCCUAAAUGAUCACCAUUAUAGGUAUGGUGCUAAAUGUAAACAUAUUAUGUUGCUUGGUAAAAAUAUAAAUUGAAAUUACAAAAAUUCUUUUUACUUGUCAUGGUUUUUAACCAACCUGUACAAAAUGAUGUGCCUAUUCCGGUACUUGUAACAAUUGGUGCUUCAUUCAUCACUCGUGUACUUGCUGUAUUUAUGUUUUUUUGAUACUUUGAAAAAUACAUUCAUUACCUAUUCUGCAAAA
Cicer arietinum (chickpea) is the source of this 1779-nucleotide messenger RNA. Its product is annotated as protein ABCI7, chloroplastic. The record is from RefSeq and is a predicted model, not a curated record. Gene Ontology annotation, biological process: iron-sulfur cluster assembly. NCBI's taxonomy places the organism in Eukaryota, Viridiplantae, Streptophyta, Magnoliopsida, Fabales, Fabaceae.